CUCCCUGCCGCAAGGAUAUAUUUGACCCAAAUCUUUAAUGGGCUCUGGCCCUCAUGAAGCAUGUUUACCUUGCUUCUACCUGGUGCCAACGGCAUUUGUCCCAUUAUCAGUCUGGCCUUUUCCUUAACAGUUUCAUAAACAGCAGCAGCUCUAGGUUGGUGGCUCACAACAGUCGUAACUGCUUGCUUACGAGCGGUGAAGCAAGUCUUCUUCACGUCGGGCGAGUGGCUUGAUGGGUCGCUUUAACUUUGGGCGCAGCCGCGAGAAUCUUGAUGAGGACAUCGAGUACUAUCAGCCGGAGACUGGCCGAACGCUUCAGCGCACCAGCUUGCCACGUGCUGGCGACAUCUCUGAUGACAGCGAUGCCGAGCAGCAGCCGGGCCACAGGAAAAAUAGGCUCCGCAGGACAAGCGUUGAAGUGGGCAGACGUCUGGCUGGAAAGCUGCUCACGAUGCACAGCACCACACCCCGAGGCUCCAGCCAGGGUUAUGCAGCGGCGGCGGCGGCGGCGCCAGCAGCGGCGACAGCCGCGGCAACUGGCGGCAGCGGCGGCUCUCCCCUGAACUCCUCCACGACUGGACACACCGAGGGAGAGGACAGCGAAUCGGACUGGAACAGGAUCAGCGGCGAUGACGUCAGCAGCCGUGGCGGCGGCGGCGGCGACGAAGUGGCCGGAGCAGCCAACAGGACGACAGAACGAGGCCGCAGACGCAGCGCGUCGCAUGGCGGCACGGUGUUAGCGGCGGGGGGUGCCGAGGAUGGGUCUGGGUUUGGAUCCGGCCAGCAUAAUACGCCGGGCAGUCGUACUUUAAGAACCAUCGUCAGCCUAUUCAGUCGCCAUUCGAGCGCUGCGGCAUCGCAUUCAGGGGCAGACUCGCCUGGCGGCGGCGGCGGCGGUGGCGGCGGCGGUGGGGGUUCUGCUAGCAGCAGUAUCCGACGACGGUUUGGAGAUGCUGCUGCCGUAACCCCGCGUCCCAACAGCGGACAUGCAAUCGAUUCGCAGCCGCAGCAGCGUAGCAAGAGCUUUCUGAGCUCUCCCACGUCUCGGCUUGGCGGGAGAGCUCAACAGCAGCAGCAGCAGCAGGGCCAGACCUACCAGCAGCAGCAACAGCGACAACACUUUGCGGACAUGGAUCCAUAUAAUUACCACCAGCCGGCACAUCAUCCCUGUGACUAUGGGGCUUGCGGGGCGCGUGUUAGUAGCGAGCUAACUGUCAUACCGCCAACCGACAUGUUAAUACCGUUAGAGGUACGGCAACGGCUUUUACAGGAAGCCGCGACGGCGGCUGCGACGGCGACGCCCAUGAGUCCGGUGCCGGUGUCACCCGCGUUUAUAGGACCAGCUGACGUAGGCAGCGGCGGCAGUGGCGGCGGCGGCGGCGGACGAAUCGGCAGUGGCCGCGUCGGCGGGAGUCGCAUUGGAAGCGGAAGCGGCGUGCUGCACGUCAGCAGCAUUGGCAGCAUCGGCGGCAGCGGCCGCGGCGGCAACCAUUACCGCAAUGCCAGCCUCCGGCAUUAUCUCGCCACCGGCGGCAGCAAUGGCGGCGGUGACGUCGGGGCUGGUGUCGGCGGCGUCGGCGACUGGUUUCCCGACAUGCCAUUGCCGGGGCCUAAUCAGGCUGCAUGGAACCUGGUUGGCUCUCCGCCCUCGUCGCCUUCGCUGCCGCUGCCCCCGCCUCAGGUGCCGUCGCCAGCGACUCCGCGCACUUGGUGGAACGCUCUGUACGCCGAAGACACUUACGGGUCUGCCGACAAGCAGCCGGCGCAACAGCAUUGGGUGCCGCAGGUACUGCAGCAGCAGUGGGUGCCGCCGUCGCCGUCGCCGCCGCAACAGCAUCAGCAUCAGCAGCAGUCGUAUGAAGCCAGUCGCAGUGGGGCAGAUGCGGCAGGAGCAGACGAUGUGAUGGCUGGAGCUGGGGCGGAACCAAUAGGCGCGGCAACGACGCUCGCCCAACUGCAGCAACAACUGGAGGACUUGCGCUGCUUGGCGUCCGGUCGGUACCAGGCAUCAGAAGCGCCACCAGCGUCGCCCCCAUCACCGCCGCCGCCGCCCCCUGGUAGUGACAAUGUCUCCUCUGUCGUUUCCGCUGCAGCAGGCCUCGCGCGGGCCCAACCGACUGGGCAAGGCCACACGUACGACAGCCGGCAGCUACAGCCGCCCUCGAUUCCAUGGCCACCCCCGGCGGCGACGACGGGCCCUGGCGCCCGCGUCCCGACCCCUGGCGCGCCAGAGGGGACCCCAGUUACAACAAAGCAACCACAGCAGCCACCGUAUCCCUCGCAACCACAGCAGCAGCAGCAGCAGAAAUGGCCGGGAAGGAAUCAGCAAAUGCAAUCGGCGAUCCAACAGCCGCCGCCGCCGCCGUCACUUCCGCCGUACAACAACAGCAGCAGCAACAACAACAACAACACCCGGGGAACAAGUCCGCAGCAGUUGCGAUCACCCAGGACGUCGACAAGUCGCUUCAAGUUGGUGACAUGGGGUGCUAGCAAGGGCUCUGAAGGCACUAUUAUCAGCGGCGGCGGCGACGGCGGUGGUAGUAACGGCGCCAACGCUCUCGUGGCGACGGCGAAACCAUACAGCAUGUUAUCUGACGAAUGGACGGGCGCUGUUUUCGGACACGGCUGCAGCAUGCGUGCUAAGAGUGCCAGCGGCGGCGGCGGCAGCAUGCGCACAAAGAGCGCCAGCGGCGGCGGCGGCAGCAUGCGAACCCUGAGCGUCAGCGGCGGCGGCGGCAGCAGCAGCGGCGGCGGUUUCUUCGGAGCACACCCGAUAAGCAUCAGCCCUGGGGCGAGCAGUCUCGCAUCGCCCACCAACUCCAUAACCUCGCCUAGCCCCUCCCGUCUGAGCCACCGUACGACCUCGCGCUUGCAUUCCGCGCUGCUCAGCGCCUUUGGCAGCGUUUCCGUGAAGCGACUUUCCGACGGCGCCGGCGGAAGGCCGGGCUCCGGCGCCAGUGCUCGCGGCGACGACGGCGAUGCCGACGCGCUGACGUCACGCCGUCGUUCGCCGUCACUGAGACGAGUCGGCGCCGCUGCAACCACCAGCGGCGGCGGCGGCGGCAUUGACGGCGGAAGCCCCAAGACUUCCGGCUUUGUUAGCCGCCUGUUGAGGUCCUCGGAUUCCCUGCGCUUCCUGCAUCGGCAGCAGCAGCAGCAGCCGCCUGCACCCGGGGGUGGAGAGGGGGGCGGUCAGCGCGGCAGUGCGAGUGGUAUGUCCGCUGGCGGCGGCAGCCGUAGGGGCUCGGAGCGAGGGUUUCGGGGCCUGGCGGGGUUCAGCUUCACCUCAAGAUCUUCUGCCGGGGUGCCGGGGGGAGCUGGGCGCGAGGGGCAACCGCAUUCCGGGCCCGGCAGGGUUCGCAUUGUGUCAGUUACCGGAGCAGCAGCAGCAGCAGCUGCGGCCCGUACGAGCAAUGGGGAAGCUGCAGCCGCCGCCGCAGGUGUCGACCCCGUUGGCGGCAGCGGCAGCGGCGGUGUGGCAGGGCCCUCCAAUGCGCUGCGCAAGUUGAGGCGAUCAGUGGAAAUCAUCCGGAUCGCCAUGAUGCUCAAGCAUGCAGCGGAGAGGUUGCGAGCGAAGAGGAGAAUGGGGGCUGGGGGAUUGGAGGCGGGGGAGGACGGCGCCGGGGGGGCCAAUGGCAUCGUGUCAGGUACCGCUGGGUCGCUUCCCGAGCUAUCCGGCAUGGAUCUCAGCCCCCAGCGCGGCAAGCGAGGCCGCGUGCGCCGGUCCUCCAUCGACGGUUUCCGCAGCUUCAUGGCUCGAAGCUUCGUGGUGAAGGGGGGGGCGCAGCGUCGCAGCCUAGACCGCGAGCAGGAGAAGACGCAGGAGCACGGCCGGCGUCUCCUUGCGGCAGACAGCGACGAGGAGGAUGCGGUGGGACUCGUACCGCCCAAGUCGGAGCCUCAUCCGGGCCUGGAGCCUUCAGUGCCACCUCGGCCGCGAGCCUCCUUCGAAUACCUCAUUGAGUAUCAGCAGCAACCCGGGCAAUUGCCCUGGAGCGCCCAAAGCAGCCGAGCGAGCUCCUUCGAAGCAAAGAUGGAUAUAACACAGCAGCAGCAACAGCAGCAGCUAGCCGGUCAACCUUUGGUCAACGGCAGUAGUACUAGCGGCGGCGCCGCCGCAGGUCCUUCGCAGAGGAGUGUGAAUGGCGGCGGCGGGAGCGGCAGCGGCAGUAGCAACAAUGGCGGCGGUUGCGGUGACCGCCGCCGUCGUUCCCACCAACGCAACCCAAACCUUCGCCGCCGCCGACGCCGCCGACGCUGCCGUCAGCGCUUUCCCUCCCCCACGGCCACCAGCCCUCCCGUUUCGGGCCCAAAGGAGGCUCUUCGCCUCGGUCCAUAUCUCCUAGUGGCGGAGGCAGCUCCGCCGCUGCUUCCUUGACGCCUGCGGCACCAUCAGUGCUGACGUCAACGCCGCCGCCGCCUCCGGUGCCGCCGACGUCAGCAGCGACGACGGUCUCUUUGGCCACCAAGGUUGUUCUGCCGCCUCCGCCGCCGCCUCCGCCGGUGACGUCGCGGGUAGCGGCGGAGGCAGGGCAAUCGGAGCUCUCUAAAGAGUUAUCGCAGUCAAUGACCAGGAGAGCUCUGGGGAGUAGCGGGCGGCCCGGGCAGCAAAGGGGACUCCUGGGACAUGGCAGCCUAGCGCGGGUCAGCGAGCCUCAAGUAUCGUUUGAGGUGGACCUCACGCAGCCGCUCACCAGCGACGCGGACCUUGAAGAGGUCAUGCAGGUCAUCAGUCGCGGCAACAGCAGCGCUUUCUUGGAAGCCCCUGCGGUGUCGGCAGCAGCACACUCCGCCCGUCUCGCCGCCGCUGCCGCUGCUGCUAAGUGUCGGUUUGGUUCAACUGCCAGGAGUGGUAGCAGCAGCGGGGCUGCAGCAGCGGCAGGAGGCGGCACCGCCGGGGGCGGUCGCGACAGUGGCGGCCGCGAUAGUGGCGGUGCCAGCGGCGGCAUCUCGGUAGCUGCGCUGCGGUCGGGUGAAGACUUUUCAAACUCCUCGAGCCGCCUUCGUUUACAGUUGGGAUUUGAAUCCAGGACCUCGGAUCCAAUCUGCCCUUUGGAGAACCCCAACGCCCGACCGACAACGGCCAGGAACAGCAAUACUGAUACUCAUUUGCAACACCAGCCGCAUCAACAGCAGCAGCCACAACGGCAGCAACUCCAACAGCAGCAGCAACAAGAUGUACCUUUCCCUGCUCCAUCGGCCGUCACCGCCCACGCGCUUCUGCAGCGGCAGACCACUACCUGGGAGCUAUCACAGCCUAGCGACCGCGCUGAUAUUGAAGCGGGAACGACGGCGCGGAGGACGGCGGCGGAGACAACUCCAGCAGCGGAUUCAACGGCGGCGGGAGGGAUCCGGGCGCCGAUUGUGCCUAACACCACUUCACAGCGACUGCAGCAGCAACCGACAUCACGGCAGCAACAGCCGAUUCAAGCCUGUCACGAGAAACCUGUACAGCAACAACAGCUACCGCAGCAGCAAGGACAGGCACAAGAAGGGGCAAGACCAAAUGGGACGGCUGGCUCUGACGGCGGCGUUGCUGCCAGCGGGGACGCUGACGGAGCUAACGGCGGCGGCGGCGGCGUCAGCCGUACAGUGCAGGUGUUGCUGCAAAAGCUGAAUGCCUUGCCGCCAGGAUUACGAGCGGAGAUCGUGACACAGCUAAGCACCAUGCCGGAUGUACGGCAGCUGCUGACGCUGGCCUCAUCGCCGCCGCCGCAGAGCACAGCCGCCGCCGCCGCUGCUGACACCGUCACAGCCGCUGCUGCCGCUGCUGCUAAUGGUUCUGCUAGUAGUACUGCAGCUCGUCUCUCAGCCCUGUCGUCACAUCCCCUGCCAAUGUCCCCUAGCAGCAGCAGUGACGACUUGUUGGAUGAAGGCGGCGUCGGCUGCAGCAGCCAUGCAGGAAGGUGGAUUGGGGAAGGGCAGCGGCGGCAGACGCAUGGUGGUCUGACGGUGCCGUCGGUUCCGGCAACGCCGUCAAGUCUGGCGGCGCCGUCUUCGCCUCGUGGGUUGUGUGGUACAGACGUCACCGUCGGCCGCGGGAAUGUCAACGGGGGUGGGGUGAUGGGGCAGGGGAACGGUGUGGACGGUUUGUCGGAGAAGCUAGCGGCCGAAACCUCAGGGGUCGUUGACGUCAGAGCUGCCGUCGCCGCUGGCGUCAGCGACGGCUUUCCGCUGGCGGCGACACGUUCGGCAUCAGCCGUUGCUUACGUAGCAGCCUCCCCCGGUCCCGCCGCCGCUGGAGCGUCACCUCUCCAGCCGUUCACAAUGCGCGGAAUGACGUCAACUGCCGGAACGUACAGCCUCCUCGCAGCCGCCGGCGCCGCAUCAGCCGCCGGCGCCGCCAAGUCGGCUACUUGGUCCGGCGCCGCAGCCGGCGGCAAGAUUGCCGUACCUUCUUACGGCGGCGCCGCCGCCAUCCCAGCCGCCAGCAGCGGCGCCGCAAGCCCUCUCAUAGUGGGCAGUCCAGGCGUCCUCGCCACCUCCGUCAUAUUCCCGGAAGUUUCCGCUGACGCCAUCGCCGCAAUCCCGUCGACCAUGGCAGCGCUCGCUGCCGCUUUCCGUACAUCAUCACACAUGACGCCGCCGCCGUCACCGCCGCACCCGUCGUACAACCUGUCGCGAAUUUUCGCAACGCCCAGGGAAACGGAAUGCCAGGUUCCACAUGCAGCAUCGGCGGUGUUGCCGAUCUCUGUAGCCGCGGCGGCGAGCCAAAGCAGCGGCGCCGCCGUCAAUCACGCUGAUGUUCCCGCUUCCAGUCCUUCAGACAUCAUGUUAACCGUCCAACCGUUGUCGUACCGCCCAGGUACAUCGAUAACUAAUGCUCACGAGUCGGGCGAGACCGAGCAGAUGCGGCAGUUAGCGCUCCUGGAGGCCCAGCUGGCAGAGCUGCAGCGGCAGUCAUCGCAGCAGCCUCAUGCCCAGCAACUGCCGCAACCGCAGCAGCAGCAACCGCCGCAACCGCAACUGCCGCAACCGCAACUGCCGCAACCGCCGCAGCAGCAACCGCCGCAACCGCAACUGCCACAACUGCAGCAACCGCAGCAGCAGCAACCGCCGCAACAGCUGUCGUAUGGUUUUCCGUCAGGACAUGAAGAGCAACUUCCGCUGCCAGGAUACGACGAUGUCCGGCACGAGCGGCAACAGGCUUGGCUCGAGCAGCAGCAGCAGCAGUACUACCAACAGCAACACCAGCAACAGCAGCAGCAGCACCACCACCAGCAGCAGCAGCAGCCGUCAUCGCCUCUGGUGGCUGCGUCCGCAAACGCAUGGGGUGAAGCUGAAGUGCUGGACGUCCCCAUGCCGGACCUCACCGCAUGGCAGCCGCUACCCCUGCCUUCGCUUCCGCCGCAGCUCUCGGAGCAAGCUGCCGUACCUUGCCUACCGUAUUCGCCCCCUCUGCCGUACAACCUUGCCUCUGGCGGUUUAGGUACUAGUUUACCAGGCUCGUUUGAAUCAUUGCUGUUUCAAAUGAACAGUAGCGGUGUGAAGGACAACGGCGACAAUCAGUUGGGAGCCUCACCAAUGCUGCCGUACACAUCUGCCGUACUUAGCAUGAAACAAUCCGCACAACCACCGUCGGCAUUGCAGCUGCGACGGAGCCUGAAAAGGAAUGUCAGCCAAAGCAAAAGCCCUCACGCCUCAACCGCAAACCCAACUGUUCUAGUGGACACGGAGCAAGGAACGAUGCUCUUGUCGGGAUCCCAACCCUCGGAGGCAGGCGUGGUGACGCAAAACCCUAACCCUUGGGCGACAGUCACGGCAGCAGCGGCGGCGGCUCCGAUGCCGCCGGCGUCGAUGUUGUACGACAUGCCGGCCGGCGGCGUCGGGUACGGCAGCGUUAUGUGUUACGGCACCUCCUGCGGAAGCGGCGGAGGCUGUAGCUAUGGCAGCGGCAGUAGAGGUGGUUUGGAAGGGGGUACAGAAACCAUUCCGUACGGCACUGACAAAGUCGAAUAUGGCAGCGACGGUCCAAUUUAUGAGGCAUGGGUUACAAAAGCGGCGGAGGCUAAUAAGAGUUUGGAGUGUCCCAUGGGUCAUCAGGUGCUGCGUCCUGGCGCGAAUAUGAAAAGUAAAGCCCAUAUGGUUUCACAUCCGCUGGAAUGGUGGGAGGAUGAUGGCUGAGGUGGGAGGUGUGAGCUUCUGAGCGGCAUAACUGCAGAUGUCAGCAGCGCAAGUACUGCAGGUUACAGGAGGCACUGUUCCGAAAAGAAGCGGCCAUUAAUGUUUGUUUAACCGUGAUCACGUUUUGGACGCAUCCGUUGAUAAACUCUUACCAGGGAGUGCAGUUGUGGGCUACCAUGGCAGACUAAUGUGAGGAUCCUGCCUAUUCCGAGAGUUGAGACCAAACGUAACGUGCACACAGCAUGCGCAUGACCGUAUUUGUAGUGUUGGCGUUAUGUUGCCGUGCGCGUCAUUGAGAUAUGAGGUAGCGCGAGUCUGAAAACCGAAGAGACUUGGUUGGUCGCCCUUGUAAAUGCUGCAUGACGAGAUAUUGGGCAAGGAGAGGUCUUAUAGGGGUUGAUUGAUUGGUUGGUGAAGCUGACAGAAUAACACAUUUCGACUAGCGUUUCCGUUGCUUAGCGUGGUGGCUGUGAUAUUCUCUUGAAUGUCAGUGAGGUUACCUGUCUUGACGGUCGUUUCUAGGUGAUCAGAAGGUGGUCGUACACAAAAUUGAUGCAUGUACGGCGCAUAUUUCACGCGUAGCCCUGCCAUAUGUCUCAUGAUGCGGGGUGCUAUAGCGCUAAGCGGUACAACGGUGGCUAUCUGUGCAAACGCUAACCGUGUCCUUCAACGCAUGCACCUGUUGCCGUACAUCAUAGAUGAAUUUGCAUACUUCUGAAGUGUUUGUAUACUUACUACGGCAAUCGAACGGAAGGUUGCCUCCCGGUCAUGUAUGCAUACCGGUAGCUACAUCGAUUGCCUAGCAGCAGCGGCAGGGGCCUGCGCAUGUGUGUGUAUCGUAGGCCCCGGGCCCGCUGCUCCUUAGGUUUGCAUGUGCGGAGGGGGGCGGAGCCACGGCUGUGGGACUCGGGCAUCACAUGUGGAACGCUGCACGUGAAGCCCUUGGCCGUGGCUAGGGGCAUGGCCUGUGAUCGCUGUGAAGGGUGUGUAUUAACAAAACUGGCCGCGAGUCGGAACGUACUGUGAUUGCCGGAAGUCCUGCUGUUAGGUUUUGCGGCUGGGCAUUGGGCUGUGAUGCGGAUGGAGGGGUGUGAGUGGUUGUGGCUAGCGUGGUCUGUGUGUCCUAGGCUGGGACGCUUGGACGACCUUGGCUAGUGCAAACGAUAACCCAGGCGAAAAGAGUUAGGCAGCCAUGUAUGUAAGC
Messenger RNA from Astrephomene gubernaculifera, 9328 nucleotides. Lineage: Eukaryota; Viridiplantae; Chlorophyta; Chlorophyceae; Chlamydomonadales; Astrephomenaceae. The record is from the annotation of a GenBank genome assembly.